CUGAAAAUUGGCAAGCUUAUCCUUGCUUAUAUAUCAAAUUUUGUUUUCUUGUUUCAAAAUAAAAAAAUUCUCGGAAUUUGGUUUUAUCCUUUUAGUUCUUGUUUUUAGAAGCUUGGGAAAUUUUAGUGUGUGUUCUUUUUCAUGUUAAGACUUCAAAAUGAUGGGAUCAUUUCUGACCAGAGGGCUCAUUAUGGCUUUUGGAUAUGCAUAUCCAGCUUAUGAGUGCUAUAAAGUCGUAGAAAAGAACAAACCAGAGAUUGAGCAACUUCGAUUUUGGUGCCAAUACUGGAUCUUAGUCGCAAUGCUUACUAUUUUUGAAAGGCUAGCAGACAUUUUCGUUUCAUGGGUGCCAAUGUACUGUGAAGCCAAGUUUGCCUUGUUCAUAUAUUUGUGGUAUCCUAAAACGAAGGGGGCAACGUAUGUUUAUGAUUCUUUUUUUCGCCCAUAUAUUGCACAGCAUGAGAAGGAAAUUGAUCGCAACCUACUGGAGCUAAAGACUAGUGCCGGAGACUUGGCAAUUGUUUAUGGCCAAAAGGCUGUGGCCUAUGGCCAGACAAGAUUUUUUGAGAUUAUGCAUUAUAUUGCUUCACAGACAACCUCUAGACCUCGUCUAUCGCAGCAGCAACAGGCUAUAGAUGUUCAUGAACCUCCUCCGUAUGUAAGACCUCGGGCACCAGCUACCCCCGCUGCACAACAGCCGUCACGUACUUCCAGUACUGGUGCGGCUGAACAUCAACAGGAGCCAGCUCAAGAGACCGAUCCAAAAUCUCCGACACCCUCGGUACCUGCAGCCUUCCAUCCACUUGAUGCACUAUUCUCCCGUGAUACUAAUGACAUGGAAGCAGAAACAAGUAAGAACCAACCAGUUCCAUCUGCGGCAACUUAUGAAAAUUCAAACGAAACUCAGCAAGACAUAUUCAUGGAUGAGGCCAUUCAAGAGACACGUGCCAGGUUGAGGAAUACCGGAAUCCGACAAUAAAAACUUCUUCUUGCCUACACCAGUAUUGUUAUUUUAUGUCUGAUUGUUAGCUGUCGAACAAUUAGAUACGAGAACCCGGAGAAAAAUGGAAAAGAAUCAUAAGAUGCAUAUAUAACAAGUUGAUGUUGGUGUAAAUGUAAUACUUGUUCAAAAUAAAUAAAAUGAAAUGCAACAGACUGCUUAAAAGCAUUUUAUCUUUUCAAAGUGCAGUUGAUUAAUCACCUAAUAUCU
This is a messenger RNA of Papaver somniferum (opium poppy), 1210 nucleotides long. RefSeq names its product putative HVA22-like protein g. Lineage: Eukaryota; Viridiplantae; Streptophyta; Magnoliopsida; Ranunculales; Papaveraceae. The record is from RefSeq and is a predicted model, not a curated record. The transcript has a single exon. The coding region runs from base 158 to 979 and encodes 273 amino acids.